AUGAGGAUAGUAGGACUGACAGGUGGAAUUGCGUCCGGGAGAGCACCGUCUCAAAUCUCUUCAAGGCCCAUGACUUUCCCGUCGUUGACGCAGAUCUUGUUGCUCGUUUCAUUGACAGAGGAUAUUUCAGGAUGUAUUAAAGAAGGGCAAAACUGGGUGGAAAAAGGACAUGACCCUUGGGUUAAAGACAUAUUCAAUUGGGGGGUGACAACUCUUCGAACUAAGGAAUACAUUGUUUGGGGUGAUAACUCUUCAAGACCAAGGGAUGUAUUGUUUGCCUUUUCAGAUUGGGAUACCUUUUUGGAAAGGUGCUUCUUUCAUAAGGAGGAGAGUCGUUGUAUCCUGGGAGGCGAACGCUAG
This is a messenger RNA of Prunus armeniaca (apricot), 360 nucleotides long. Lineage: Eukaryota; Viridiplantae; Streptophyta; Magnoliopsida; Rosales; Rosaceae. The record is from the annotation of a GenBank genome assembly.